This is a messenger RNA of Oryctolagus cuniculus (rabbit), 22738 nucleotides long. The record is from RefSeq and is a predicted model, not a curated record. NCBI's taxonomy places the organism in Eukaryota, Metazoa, Chordata, Mammalia, Lagomorpha, Leporidae.
GUAGUAAUGAUAAUGAUGAUAAUUAUAAUAGCAAACUCCAUAAAAUUUAUCUUUGUACUUUAGGAUUUUGUGUUUCCUGUAUAUAUAGGUUCUGUCUUUUCCCAUGAAUUUAUCAUCCUGUUCUAUUUUUCCUGGCUCUGAAUUAAUUUACUUUUACUUCUUGACUUUGCUUCCUUUGUUGUCUAAAACAAAUAGUCAAUGAGUGAUGUCUCUCGGGUUCUUUUGUAUUACAUUAAGUUCUGGAUAGAGCAACGCUAACUGUAAAUAGCUUUUUAAGAAGGAGAUAUUUGAGUAGUUCAUGAAAGCAAUAAACCCUCUAACACAGGUUCUCCCUUUUGUGAGAGGUGCAGCAUGAGACCGAGGAAUCCCCAGAAGCACAAGUUUGGGGAGCUGGACAUGUCCGCUUAGGUCAAGAAAUGGCACAUAAUUCAUACGGCAGAUGCCCCUAGUGCUUCCUGCCAAUAUUUCUUCCUGCUACACCCUCCCCCAUCUUAACCACUACCCUGACUGCUAAUAACAUAGAUUGUCUGUGCCUGCACAUGAACUUCAUGUGAGCAGCAACAAAGGAUAGGUAUACUUUCUUUUUAAAUGUGGUGAGAGACAAAUAGUAUAAGACUUCCAUUUUAGCCAUUUUUCUUUUAAAAAUUGCAUUUAUUGAAAGUCAGAGAUAGAGAUGGAGAGUGCAAGGGAGCUCCCACAUCUGCAGGCUCAUUCCCCAAAUGCUUGCAGCAGCCGGGCCUGGUUGAAGCAGAGAGCUCGGUCCAGAUCUCCCUUGUAGUGGCCGGAACCCACAUCGCUUGAGCCAUCACUGCUGCUCCCAGGGUCUGCUUUGUCAAGAAGGUGCAGUCAGGAACUGAAGCUGGGCAUCAAACACUGGUACUCUGACUUGAGACGUGGGCUUCUUGAUUGCUAGGCUAAAUACUUUCUCCCUUUAUGACUGUGUUCAAGUGUGCCGUUCUGUGGCAUUAACUGCAUUCAUGUUGUUAUACAGCUAUUUCCACCAUUCCUCUCCAGAACUUUUGCAUCUGCCCCAGAUGGAACUCUGUACUCAUUAAACCCUGACUUCCCAUUUCCCCUAGUCUCUGGCGAUAAGUGUUCUACUUUGUGUUUCUGACAUUGACAUCUCUAGAUAGCUGAGGAAUCAUAUGAUGCUUUUUCUUUUGUGUCUGGUUUAUUUCACUUAAUACAGUGUCUUCAUGGCUCAUCCAUACUGUAGCAUGUAUUAGAAUUUCCCUUUUCAGCCUUAAUAAUAUUCCAGUGCACAAAUGAUCAUGUUUUGUUCAUCUCUUUGUUGAUCACCUGGCUGGCUCCCACCUUUGGCGCUUGGGGAUAAUGCCGUGCAGUGACCAUGUACCUCCCAAUACCCAUUUGAGUCUUUGCUGUCAUUUCUUCGGGGUAUGUACCCAGAUGUGGAAUUGCUGGAUCAUACAGUAAUUCUGUGUUGAAGAUUCUGAGGAAUCCCCAUGGCAUUUUCAACAGUUUGUAUACCAUUUCACAUCCCCACAGGAUAGUUAAAUUCUCUUUUGUCAUGUGAUGUCAGCAAGAUUCAUUCACAUUAGCGCAUUCUCAUCACUGUAUAACAUCGCACAAGGUGAACAUACCAUAAUAUAUGUAGCCAUUCCACUGUUGAUUAACCACUGGGCAAUUUCCAGUUUUUAUGUUAUUGCAAGCAGUGCUGCUUUUACAACGCAUUUUAAAAUUUGGUCUGUAGUGUUGUUAUUUUGCUUUCUUAAGUUAUAGAAGAGAAGACUGUGUUAAAAUGGAAGCUAUUAAAGUUAUUUCUGAUUGUGUCAUUUGGUUAUGUCAGUAUCACAAGUGAUAGACUAUUCAACCCACACUGGACUAGGAGAAUGGACUUGUUGGAUCAUGUGCCUUGAAACUUUAGAUGUCCAGCUUCCUGUCUGCCUUGAUCUACAGCGGAAACAGUUUCACUGAUGCCCAACUCUGCUCAUGUAUGAGUGUGUUCUGCCCUUUGGGUGAUGGCAGUUGUCAGUCUGGUGGUCACAAGACAAUGGAAGAUGUGUACUUUCUUUCUUCGGUAGUUUGUCUUUAGCCUGAGUCAUCACAGCGCAUCCUAGAAGCAAUCAUUGCAAUCAGGGAUGGAGAACAGGAGGACAUCCCGGUGUCCCCAGAGAAAAACCGGGAGACAGACUGGGCAUGAACGGCAAGCAGGCACCGUGCUUCCUGGUUCAGGGAGUAGCUCACUGGUGCAUGAGUCAACCUAAUAGCAUAGUUGCUAAUGUUCUUGGUCUUCACUGGUAGGAAACAAUAAUUUUUAAUUGCAGUUCUGGUAAGCAGCAUCAAGUUUCACUCCCGAGUACAAAUUAAAAUCAAAGAGGGGUCUUACUACCAGUUUGGAGAUGGGGAUGGGAAGGCAGCCAGCCCCAGUGCUCACAUCAGGGAAGUCUCCUAAUCCACAGAGUAUGGCCUUGUGUCCCGGAGACAGCAUCCCAUGGAGAAAACCUUGGACACUUUUAAUUCCCCCUUUCCCUCGCACAUUCUUUGUGCUUCAUUUGCUUGGUUUUUUUUUUUUUUUUUAUGUCUGUUGAUAAAGCUUUUGAUUCACAAUGAUCGUGAGGGAGACACUGUUGUGAGGAAGAAAAUCUCCAAAUCUCAGAAAGAUGGGAGCGUCCCACCAUGUCUAAAAUGCUGGUCUGAAAAGAGGAGAUUACGAGUGCAUGACAAUCAGGCGAUGCUUCAGUGAAAGUUAAUGCUGUAAAAGCCAGGGAUGCAGUGAGCGAUCACCAGUAGCUCUGACAGCUAAGCUUUUUUUCUUUUUAGAGUAAUUUUUAUUCUUAUCAAAAUAAUGUAUAUACAGGGUUUUAAAAACCUAACAAUGCUACUGGACUUAUGUAAAACCAGAGUCUUGCCUCACCCCUCCCCACUCUCCAGUCCUGUUUCCUUCUGACCUCUUUCUUUUAAUAAUGUUCUUCACAUUUCACAAUAAUGCAUUCAGGUUGUUUUUCCUUAUUACCAAUUUUGUACAUUAUAUGUUGACUUCUUAUUACAAUACAUGAAGACUUAACUCGUUAAACUGCUUCAUUAUCUAUGACCUUAUUUUUCCAUAUUUCAACUGCAUUUUUUUUUGACAGGCAGAGUGGACAGUGAGAGAGAGAGAGAGAGAGAGACAGAGAGAAAGGUCUUCCUUUACCGUUUGUUCACCCUCCAAUGGCCUUUGUGGCCAGCGUGUGGGGAGCAAUCCGGACUAGACUAAGUUACUCGAAUUAGGACUUAUUCUAUGCAUCUGCUCUCCCACAAUAUGGCGCUGGGAGAGAAGUAAACAGCUUCCGCACAGCUGCCUCCAGUUCAACCAAUUAACUGUAGGACUUGCUCCUGAUUGGAGAGCAGCGUACUCGGCGUGUGGGCAGCCGAGUUAGGAUUGGCGGAGGAGGACUAUAAAGGAGGAGAGAGACGGCAUGCACGAGGAACAUCUAUGGGGAACAUCUAAGGGAACCCGUGCAGCCCCCGAGAGAACCGGCCGGCGGUGUGCCGCUCCCCUGCGGAAGUGGGGAAUGUGGCUAGGGGGAACUGCCCUUCCACGGAGGUGGAAGGGAUAGUAGCCAACCCGGGAAGAACCAGCAGCAAACCCGGGGAGGGCCGAGCAGACGAAAAGAACAGCGCAGGGUCCUGUGUCGUUCCUCCACGAAGAGGGGGAGCGACACAGCGCACUGCGCUGACCCGAAGCCAGGAGCCAGGUGCUUCUCCUGGUCUCCCAUGUGGGUGCAGGGCCCAAGGACUUGGGCCAUCCUCCACUGCACUCCUGGGCCACAGCAGAGAGCUGGACUGGAAGAGGGGCAACCGGGACAGAAUCCAGCACCCCUACCGGGACUAGAACCUGGGGUGCCAGAGCCACAGGCGGAGGAUUAGCCUGGUGAGCCGCGGUGCCGGCCUCCAACUGCAUUUUUUAAGGUUUCAAAAAGGCAGAGUUAGAGAGAGAGAGAGUGAUAAAGAAUCUUCUAUCUGCUGUUUUACCCCGCCUGAAAUGGCUGCAAAACUGGGGCUGGGCCAAGCUGAAGCCAGGAGCCAAGAACUUCAUCCAGGUCUUCCAUGUGUGUACAGGGACCCAAGCACUUGGGCCAUCCUCUGCUGCUUUCCCAGGCACAUUAGCCUGGAGCUGGAUCAGAAGUGGAGCAGCCAGGCUUACCCGCUAUACCUCAAUGCAACCCCUCAUUCCCUAACUUCAAAAGAGUUAUGGUACUAUGAGACACUUGAAAAAGUUUGUGGAAAAAAUAUUUGUGAAACAAAUAGAGGGGACUGGUGCUGUGGCGCAGUGGGUUAACGCCCUGGCCUGAAGCACCGGCAUCCCAAAUGGGCAUUGGUUUGAGACCUGGAAGCUCCUCAUCCAAUCCAGCUCUCUGCUCUGGCAUGGGAAAGCAGUAGAAGAUGACCCAAGUCCUUGGGCCCCUGCACCUGCAUGGGAGACCUGGAAGAAGCUCCUGGCUCCUGGCUUCGGAUGGGCGCAGCUCCGGCCAUUGCGGCCAAUUGGGGAGUGAACCAGAGGAUGGAAGACCUCUUUCUCUCUCUCUGCCUCUCCUCUCUCUGUGUAACUCUGACUUUCAAAUAAGUAAAUAAAAUCUUUAAAAAUAUGUUUAUUGUAAUGCAAAAAAAUGAAAUCUGUGCAUAAUUUUUCACAAUACACAUCUUCUGUGAGCCUUUUGAAGACUUUAUGUAUGCACGGAUUUCAGUGUAGUUUUUUUUUUUUUUUUUGGCAACAAAAUAAACCUAUCUUUUAAUUCCAAUUUCCAUGAACUUUCUUAAUUCACCUUGUAUUAUGGUAUGAUGUGUGGUUAACGCAAUAUUCACUGUUUAUGCUUUACAGUUAUGUAGGUAUCAGUUUCCUGGUGGUGCUGUAGCAAAUUACCAUAAAGAGUGCCUUAAAACCAUACAAGUUUGUCAUCUUGUAGCUCUGGGAUCAGAAAUCUGGGGUGGGUCUUAUGGAGCUGAAAUCAGAGCCCUGCUCUCCUCUGGGGGCUUCAGUGGGGAAUCUCCUUCCUCAGCUGUAGAGCUGGUGAGAGCCGCCUGCCUUCCUUGGCUUCUGGCCACAUUACUCCAACCUCGACUUCUUCCGGCCUCCUUCCCUGGGUCUCCUACCUCCUCCUUUCUGCUCAUCAGGGCUCUUAGGGCUCACUGGGUCCAUGUAGAUAAUGAGGGUUAUCUCAUCUCCACAUCUGCUCACAUUGGUGAAGACUUUUUACUGCACAAAUUUAUAUAGUCACAGGUGCUGGGGACUACAGUAUUGCUAAAGGGCUCAUGAGUGUGUGUGUGUGUGUAUUACUGAUGAGCCAGUGAUUACAUUCCAUUUGUGUUGUAAGUGUCUGGUUUCCCUACACUCAGUUGUUGGAGUUUCCACUCCCCAUCUCGUUGACUGUCACCCAUGAUGGCAGCAUGUGUCAUCAUUGGAAAUGAUCUCCUUUGUGGCCUAAUUUAUUUCCCCUGAUACAUGGAAUGCACACAUGUCCCUUUCUAUUCCAUCUUCUGUGGUCUCUCUCACAGGUGGAGCAGAGACUGCUGGAUCCAAGUUUAUUAAGUCUGAACAUGACAGUGGUGACGCCUUUAUCUUUCCUGGGGUCUGAAUGGGAAAAGCAGGGAACAUACACACAUACACUUCCCUUUUUUGAAUGCUUUCCCCAAAUGUGUGCAUCUUUUCUUACUGAAAUUAUUGAACAAUCAGGGAGUUUGAUGUCCUCUUUGUCUCUUGCCUUAGGGUUUUAUGUAUUCCUUAUGGAAACCUUGAAUCUAGAAAGCGAAAGAGUAAGAAAAUACUUGACUGGGCAGACCCUCCCCUUGAUUUCACCUGCAAAGUCAAAACUCUUAUGUGUCAGUCCCAUUUGCACCUACCUGGACCUCUGAUGCACACAGCUGGCUUUGCUCUUGUACCAGCAUCUUUGAGGCCUCAGAGCAGGGGCAGGGGUGGGGAGAGCUUAUUUUAUAGGUAGGCUGGGUCAUCUUGGUUUGCAGAAUUCCCAAUCUAGGUUGCUGUUCUUAAGUGGCAUAGAGACCCUAGUAAUUAGGUUUCUGUGACUAAGACACUUCUGGGGCCCUGGCUAUAAAAAGCUGUUCCCUUUGAAAUCAGGACAGAAGUGUGUACGUGCACUGUGGUGAGUGACAUUGCUGAGAGAAGACACCAGGGAUGGGAAAGGAAACGAUAAGACUUCUCACCCCCUGCCCAAGCUGAGUGCAGAUGGAAUCCAACAGAAAAUAUUUACAACUGGUUGGUGCUGGGGAGCUUCCUGCAGAAAUGGACCCUUGCUCCUGGGGUGCGGAUUCUAGAAUAGCACUGUUGAUUUGGGGCUGGACUGGAUGUAGAGGCCUGGUUGUACCCCAGGGGGAAUUGGCGUGGUUGGAGACUGCUUCAUGCAUGUUGCUUCCAGAGGCUCUUGAUGUCCGGAGUCUCUUUGUGAUGUCAGUGGCCCUUAAUGAUCCACCAGCUCACUAGGGUUUGAAAACUGAUCAGUUGGAGAACUUCUAUAAAGAGAAUCAUUUCCCCCUGUGCGAGGUGCAGUUCAUAAGGAAAGCAGGAGAAAUGCUGGUUCUUUCACAGUGUGUGGGAUGAGUGGGAUCGAUCUCUGUCUACUCCAGAGUGGCCCCUCGCUGGCUGGCUGGCUGGUCUCUUCCUCCCUCCCCUCCAUCCUGACUGUAAGCAUUGGUAUGUUAGAAUACAUUGCCCUUAUCAUUGCUAUUGCUCAGUUAUCCUGUUUUGGGCCAAGUAUGCUGGAUUGUUCAUUUGGCUUUUGCUCUGAAUGAGAGGGAAGAGGCUGGAGGUUUUUGAACAGAAGUGUGAGACAGGAAUGUUGGGAAAGAGCAUGCUGGAGUUCACGUGGCCCUCAAAGUGCAGAGGGUGCUGGGAGGAAGUGCAGAGAGCAGGUAGUAGAGAAUUCCAGCAGUUGAGCCAGGACCCUUUGUAUCUUGCUUCACAGUGGGUUAGGUGGAAAGGAUGGAGAGAGUAUGGAUAUUUAUGCCAGAAGGAGGCUUAUUUGGGGGUUGGGGCAAGAUGGUGCAUUUGCUUUGGGUUAUGUUAAAUUAGGGAUAGGCAAUGCAUGUUAACAUUGUGUAGUCCAUUGGCCGUAUGGAACUGAAAUUCACUUGAGAUCUGUGUGUAGCAGUCUGCUGAAUAAUAUUGUAAUGUGUGUCCUGGCUUGUGGGUUUACCUUACAAGAUUAAAGAAUUUGAGAGUUGAGUUUUAUUUAUUUAUUUUUAAUCUAAGAUUGUGAUGGGUUGGUUUUCUCUUUUAUUACAGCCUGGUUUGUGGCACUCAUGCUUUCAGGCCUCCUAAGGAAUUUACUCUCUCUGCCUUUGUGUUCCUUGACAUCUUUCUUCUUUCUUCCUGUCCUGCUUUUUUAGACUCAAUUGCAAUGGUUUUUGACUCAUUUGCGACCCUCUGGAGGCAGUGUCUGUCCGAGGACUCUAUUUCCGGAAUGAAAUUGUUGCCUCUGAAAGGCUGGAGGCUGGUUCGUUCCCUGAGCCCACACUCAGGGAGAAGUAGGUACCCAGUGAACCCCUGCAGAUGCCAUACAGUAAGUGGGCGGCCGUUAGGGUUUAGAAAAGGAUUCUGGGAAUAUCACAUAGAUGUCCACCAGCCCAUAGGCACCUUUGUCAAAUUCAAAGCAGGUGGUUCCCUGGAAGGGCAUGGACCAAACGGUGACUUUGUGAAAAUGAGCGAAACGGGCUAGAAGGAGCCCAGAGCAAGGUGCAGGCUCGGCAAAACUGGGACCAGGCUGGGGUUCAGCUCCACCUGCCUCCCUGUCCGGCACUCUUGAGCAGAACACAACCUGCAGAACCACCUGUGGCAUCCCUGCCUACGGAAGCCUUCUGGAAUCACAGCCAGAACGUGAGGAUCUAAAUCCUAGCACCAUUGCCUGUUGUGUGUCCCCAGGUUCUGCGGGAAGAUGGAGUUUGACUUCAUAACUGCAUAACCUUUGCAAUGUACAUGACUUGGGUUUACUUAGUGUUUGAGCCAGUUUGGCUGUGUGUGUUUUGUGUGUGGCUGUGGCUUUUGUGGUUCUUGAAAACUAGCUUUCUUGAUAAAGGAAGGUUCUGAGUUCUUGUGCGUCUUCUCAGCAGCCCACUGGCUGCCAAGUUUUAACACAUUUUGAAAUGGCUGUGAGGAAGUGAGUCAGAUACGUUCUUCAUAGACAAUGGCAGUACACUUCGUUCCAAGUUCGGAAUAGUGUGAAAAAUUUUGUCUCUUGGAUAAAUACAGAAUGAAACUUCCAGGCUUUCAAAGUGUGUGUUUUCUUUCUCCUCCCUUAUACAAGUUAGAUUGCUUUAUGAAGUGCACAGCACUGAGAUGCUCUUACAAAUCUGCUUUUCAAAAAAUAAAUAUCCAAGCUCCUAUGCCUUUUCUUCUUGCAUUUCUGGUUGUUAUUUUCUCAUUGGAGGAAUCUGCCUGUUCAAGGGAGUCCUUGCCUCAAAUGGGUUCACCUUCCCCCAGAUUAAGUUAGUUUAUUCCUCUUUCUGAUGAUUACCAUAUAUAGAAAAAAAAAAAGACCCCAAUUAUAUCUGUUCAGUACCAUGCCUUGUGUCUUGUGGGACGUAAGUAAUUUUGUGAACUGCCGGGAAAAAAAUCAGCGCAACUUCCUUGGGGUGGCUCAAUUCUGCUACCCAUGAGUGUAAUACGGAGGUGGAGACAGUCCAUACUGGCUGACAUAAACUCUUUUUAAGUGUGAUACUGUUGCUUUAUGAUUUUUUUUUCCAGCGUGUGUGGUGCCAAGGACUUUGCAUUUCCCUGAGGUGAAAAGUGGGUCUGUGAGUAGAGCGACUUUGUUAAAAAAAAAAAAAAAUCCCGAACCCAAUUACUUGCUAUGCAGAGCUGCAAGCCCUGUUCUGUUAAGGCAGUGAGUGCAGUGUGCACCGGCGUUAACCUGCCGAGAGCAGCCGGCACCUCCUGAUUACGGCUGGAGGUGGAAGGACCCAAACUUACAGGGCUCCCCUCCCCCCCAGAGACUGUUAGUCCAGUCCUUUGGAGAGGUUUGAUGUAGCUCUCUGUCAUCACCGGGACGCUGGCUGCCGCGGACCGUGUGUCAUGGUUACAAUAGAGUGUGCUCACACAUAACAACCAUGAAAGCCCAGCGGGAGCGGCUGCAGAUUCCGGGGCUGACCUUGGAGUAAGUAUUGUCUGCCUUUAAUAUGUGAACGCUUUCUGCAUGGCACAGCCUUUCGGGCGACCAAUAGCUCUUUAGCGUUUGUUUGCGCUGACAGUCCGGGAGCACUGCGGUGUGAGGUGGGGGAACCUGUUUUAAAUGCAUGCCUUUUGCUUACAGCCAGCGUGGAAGCCCAGACCGAGCAGCCCGCACUGCAGUGUGCUGCAUAUUGAAACUUACUGAAGCUCAGUUCUGGAAACAGCUUAACAGCUCAUUGUGAAAGAAUGUAUCAGUAGGCCGUGGUGUAUCUGUCUUUUUUCUGCUCCUCUCUCCCUGUUUGUUUAUCUGCAUGCUGCCUUUUUUUUUUUUUCCUAAAGAAAGGCCCCUGUCUGCAUUGAAUAAUGGAGGACAUGGCAGUGGAUUAGAGUGCCAGAGCAGGGUUAUUUGUGACAGUCAUUAGAUGUGACCCAUGUUCUAUCUGUGCAGUGGAAUGUUAAUGAACCAUAGUCCAUUUAGAACCCCGUCUGCACAGUUUCCAGGCGCUGCCUGCAGUGUGUUUACCUAGUUGAGCUCCGUGUUUGCUUAGCUGUUUGGUUUUUAACCCAUUAACUCAUCUGCCUGCCUUCCGAUGUGCCGGAGAGCUAUGUGAAAAUGUCCACAUCUUCAUCUGUGGCGCAGAAGUUAGACAUCUGUGAUGCCGGAAGUGUCAGCAAAUUUUGAUUUUAAAUCUGUUAGUCCAGGAUGUGGAAGCUGUGAGUUAGUCUGUGCUGGCACACUGAAAAUAAUAGAUGGAACGCUAUAAAUCGGGUAGAAAAAUAGCACAAAUAUCCCUCUUUCAAACUUACAGUUCAGCUAGAAAAUGACAUUUUUGUGAAAUCAGCCCGGUCCCGAUAAUCUGCUACUGGACUGCCUCCAGGUGGAGACUGCAGCAGAGGAAGGGUGACCGUUUCCAAGUAUUAAUUAAUUAAUUAAUUAUGCCCCUUGAGUCUGUAGAUGCGUCAUACGAGGGAAAUGAUUUCCGUCGUUAGUAAAUUCAUAAAAGCACAGCCUUCUGAAGAGAAGACUUUUCCAAUCACUCCUGGUGCUUCCAUGGCGCGCUGAUCUUACGCUAAUGAGGAAGUCACUUGUAAAAAGUUGGAGGUUCUUGCAACCUUCCUGCUGGAUGUGACGUUGCUGCGAAUAGAGAGAGAAGCAGAUGUAGCCACUGCCUUCAUGCUUUCCCGUCCCCACCCCCACCGUGACAUUCCACCCUCACCACGUCUGUGGAAUCUUUCAGUGGCACGCACUCAUUCUCCCACGUAACCCUCUUCUCUCUGCGGUCUGUAAACCCACAGCUUCGUGUUUAAGACCCAGGAGUGCUGUCCUUCAGCUGAGCUUCUACCUCUGUGUUUUUUGUUGUUCGUUGUUUUGUUUUUGGUUUUGGUUCUGCUGCAUCCUUGUUUUCUUUGGAAGUAGAGUCAUUUCACAUCCAGCUUUUCCUUCUUUCAUUUUGAACAUCUUGUUCACAUUAAGAAGAUACACUUCAAAGGAACUUAAAAUUCCAACUCGGUUCUAGCAAGUGCUCCGUUUUCUGAUUUGGACCAAUGAGGGGUGCCCCAGGUUUGAUGACUUUCCACUGAUGACUCAGCACGCAGGAGUCAGUGGAACCCGGGGGCUUCCCUGGAUGAGGCUUUGGCAUCAGGCUACAUGCCCCUGGCCUAACCUUCAACUUGGUAAAUGUGACUGUCUAUUUGAUUGGUAUGUUUUGUGCAGUUCAGGGACUUGAGAUGGUAGAAUAGAGGAUUACCCUUAAAUAUCAUUAGCUCAUAAUUUACUUUGAACAUUUCAUUUGAAGUGUAAAAUUACUUUUCAGUAGAUAGCCACAGAUUCAUUCAUGAAGAAAGCUCGUUCUGCAGCCUUUGAGUACAUUCAGCUUCUGACCACGGCAGAGCCAGUCUUAUCACUGAUGGCAUUAAAAGAAGAUAUAGUGGAUGUAAUUUUAAUUAUUCCAGGAUCUGAUAAUAGGGUCUUAACUCACAGAUCAAAUGUGUAGAACAGUUUUUGGAUAUUCUCUCAUGAGACGUUACUAUAUUUUGGGGAGAGGGAGUCAGGAGAGUUGAUUCAAUAAGCUCUAUAACUGUGGAGUAUUAUUACUUCAGCAUUUUUAUACUCUGCAGAUAUAAUCUAGAAUGUUCUAUCUUACUAUUAAUAACAUGGGGACAGUUACUGGUUCCUAUUUCAGAAAUUGAAAUCCUGAGUGUGAGACGUGAAAUGUAUAAAUAUUUCAAAGAAUAAUGGAUUAUGAUUUUAUACAGAAAUGUGUGAGAUCUAAAUAGCCUACACCUGGCUAAUUUCUGAGAAAGAAGGUAGGUUUGGUCCUUUUAUGAUGUCUGAGAAGAGGGUAGGUUUUUUAGAAUUAGGUUUUGUAGUUAUUGCAGAGUAUUCCUUGCACAUGUUUCUACUUGAUGACGGGGAAUGGUGUCGGUGCCCAUGCCUGCCUAGUUUGAUACCAGAAGGCACAGAUAAGAGUGUCCAGUACUGCGCUGGCCACAGUGCGCCAACUGCAGUGGCCAUUGGGGGGUGAACCAAUGGAAAAAGGAAGACCUUUCUCUCUGUCUCUCUCUCUCACUGUCCACUCUGCCUGUCCAAAAAAAAAAAAAAAAAAAAAAAAAAAAAAAAAAGAGUGAGAUAGAGUGAUGGGUGUAUCAGUCCACAUUCUUGAGAACUUUCCAAUGAGCUGCUAAGUUGAGUCCAGUAUAUUUUAGGGCACAGAUUUUUGAAUGUGCCCUGAAUGUCUAAGGAAAUCAGUUCCUUAGUUUACCAUGUACUGGCACCAAACCAGAGAAUGGUUUUAAAGGAUAUCAAAUUUUACCCUAUUGAAACUUCUUAUUAAAUAAAUUGGCAUACUUGGAGUAGCAGUUUUAUAUUUGCAUAUAGGACAAGCACAGCCAAGUCUCAAUUAUCCACCUAAUGGGAGUUAAAGGUGGCAUGAAGAAUUUUGCAAAUAAGCUCAAAUUUGAUUUUGACCACUCUUGGCCUACUCUGUGUGCCAGUGAAGGGCACAGCUGGCUUGGUCUGUCCAUACACAGCUGCAUUCCAAGACCCUUGUCCUCUAAGGCAAGAAAACCCCAUGCUGUGUGGAGCCAUCAUUCAGCAGAGGGGCCAGAGCAUACUCCUCAGGAAACUCACUGCACUACAGUAGCAGUUUCUGUGUCUCACUUCAGCCUCAGAGUUGGGGUCAGAAUACCUAAGUAAUGCUUAGCUCCAUUGGUAUCUGAAAAAUAGCUGGAGUUGACUAGUAUCAACUUCAUAUUGGAUAGAUCUUUGGCAAGAAUUCCUAUAAGUAACAUAAAUACUUUAGGUUUCAUUACCUCCCUAACAGAGGGGAGACAUGAGGCCAAAAAGGAAGGAAAAACAGAUUUAAAAAUGAACUUCGUGCUAGUAGUCCUGUUGUGAAUAUUUGAGAAUUGGCUGUUGAGUAUAUUUAAUGGUUUGGGUGGGUUGAUGGGCUACAGGGUUGCCAUGGUCCAUUGGUAGCCGAAUGAGAAAAUCUCUCUGGAAAGAAAAAUAACUUCUUGCUAGACAUAUGAAAUUUUGAAGUUCUUUAUUAUGAAUAUCAGCAUAAGAACUCUGUUUGUCCCUAGUCCUGAGGGUCACAGGAAAAACAUUGUUGGUUCUUUGUUAUAAGGAAUCUCACUUCUCCCCGCAAAGUGCUUCAAAACUUAUCUUCCGAAAUGAAAGUGUUCACUGCUUUGCUCUUUAAAAACUACAGUUAUUUCAUUAGAAUUUUUGUAUGCGGUGUCUGAUAAAUGUUUCCAUUUUGUUAUGUUAUGGCUUUGUCAUUGAUUCUUAAUAUGGAAUAAAAUACACUUAUCUAAAAUGACACUGGAUUUUCAGUGAUGCCAAAAUCACAUGUCAGAGAUAUCUGCCUAGUUGCUUCCUGACAAGAAGGCUCAGAUAAAAAUGGCAGCUGUAGUUUUUAAAAGGGACAUUUGAGCAGGAAGCCUCUGACAUGUGCUGUAUCUCAGGGCACCAGAGGAGCGCAGUGAUUAGAUGAUGACCCAGUGGUGCGGAGAGGUGGCCCGUAGUGAUUCUGGUCUCAGGGGAACACGGUCCCUGCAAUGAGCUGUGCUAUUUUUGCCACAAUCAUUUCUCCCACUUGGAAUGACAUUAUUUUAACUUUCAGUCUCACUCCAAGGAGCCUGAGUCCAACCCCGUCCAGCCCAGGCAGUCCCUGUAGUCCUCUCGUCGCUUUUCACUUUUGGAGUUGCCGAACAAGCAACCGGAAAAGCUUGAUAGGCAAUGGACAGUCACCAGCAUUGCCUCGACCGCACUCACCUCUCUCUGCUCAUGCAGGAAACAGCCCUCAAGAUAGUCCAAGGAAUUUCUCCCCCAGUGCCUCAGCCCACUUUUCAUUUGCACGGAGGACUGACGGACGCCGCUGGUCACUGGCUUCUCUCCCCUCCUCUGGCUAUGGGACCAACACCCCCAGCUCCACCGUCUCUUCAUCCUGUUCCUCCCAGGAGAAGUUACAUCAGUUGCCAUACCAACCGACGCCAGAUGAAUUGCACUUCUUAUCGAAACAUUUUUGUACUACCGAAAGCAUUGCCGCUGAGAACAGAUGCAGGAACACCCCGAUGCGGCCCCGAUCCCGAAGUCUGAGCCCCGGACGUUCUCCUGCCUGCUGCGACCAUGAAAUAAUUAUGAUGAACCAUGUCUACAAAGAAAGGUUCCCAAAGGCUACGGCUCAGAUGGAAGAGCGCCUGAAGGAGAUCAUCACCAGCUACUCUCCCGACAACGUCCUUCCCCUCGCAGACGGAGUGCUGAGCUUCACUCACCACCAGAUUAUUGAGCUGGCCCGGGACUGCUUGGAUAAAUCCCACCAGGGUCUCAUCACCUCCCGAUACUUCCUGGAAUUGCAGCACAAGUUAGAUAAGUUGCUACAGGAGGCUCAUGAUCGCUCAGAGAGUGGAGAGUUGGCCUUUAUUAAACAGCUCGUCCGGAAGAUCCUGAUCGUCAUUGCCCGCCCUGCUCGGUUACUGGAGUGCCUGGAAUUUGAUCCUGAAGAAUUUUAUUAUUUAUUGGAAGCAGCAGAAGGCCAUGCAAAGGAAGGCCAGGGGAUUAAAACUGACAUUCCCAGGUACAUCAUCAGCCAACUGGGGCUGAAUAAGGACCCUCUGGAAGAAAUGGCUCAGCUGGGGAACUAUGACAGUGGGACAGCAGAAACACCAGAAACAGAUGAAUCUGUGAGUAGCUCUAAUGCAUCCCUGAAACUUCGAAGGAAACCUCGAGAAAGUGAUUUUGAAACAAUCAAGUUGAUUAGCAAUGGGGCCUAUGGGGCAGUUUACUUUGUUCGGCAUAAGGAAUCCCGGCAGAGGUUCGCCAUGAAGAAGAUUAACAAACAGAACCUCAUCCUUCGAAACCAGAUCCAGCAGGCCUUUGUGGAACGGGACAUCUUGACGUUUGCGGAGAACCCCUUUGUGGUCAGCAUGUAUUGCUCCUUUGAGACCCGGCGCCACUUGUGCAUGGUCAUGGAAUACGUGGAAGGUGGAGAUUGUGCUACCUUGAUGAAAAACAUGGGUCCUCUUCCUGUUGAUAUGGCCAGAAUGUAUUUUGCUGAGACAGUCUUGGCUUUGGAAUACCUACAUAAUUAUGGCAUUGUACACAGAGAUUUGAAACCAGACAACUUGUUGGUCACCUCCAUGGGGCACAUAAAGCUGACAGAUUUUGGAUUGUCUAAAGUGGGACUAAUGAGCAUGACCACCAAUCUUUAUGAAGGUCAUAUUGAGAAGGAUGCUCGAGAGUUCCUAGAUAAACAGGUCUGUGGCACACCUGAAUACAUUGCACCAGAAGUGAUUCUAAGGCAGGGCUAUGGGAAGCCGGUGGACUGGUGGGCCAUGGGAAUUAUCCUCUAUGAAUUUCUGGUUGGAUGCGUGCCAUUCUUUGGGGAUACGCCAGAAGAGCUAUUUGGACAAGUCAUCAGUGAUGAGAUCAACUGGCCUGAAAAGGAUGAGGCCCCACCGCCGGACGCCCAGGAUCUGAUCACCCUGCUUCUCAGGCAGAACCCCCUGGAGAGGCUGGGAACAGGUGGCGCGUACGAAGUCAAGCAACAUCGAUUCUUCCGUUCUUUGGACUGGAACAGUUUGCUGAGACAGAAGGCAGAAUUUAUUCCCCAACUGGAAUCCGAGGACGACACUAGCUAUUUUGAUACUCGGUCAGAGAAGUAUCAUCAUAUGGAAACCGAAGAGGAGGAUGACACCAAUGAUGAAGACUUCACCGUGGAGAUUAGGCAGUUUUCCUCGUGUUCACACAGGUUUUCAAAAGUGUUCAGCAGUAUAGAUCGAACCACUCAGAAUCCAGGAGAAGAGAAGGAAGACUCUGGGGACAAAACCAAAAGCACAACUUUGCCAUCCACAGAAACAUUAAGCUGGAGUUCGGAAUAUUCUGAGAUGCAACAGUUAUCCACAUCCAACUCUUCGGACACUGAGAGCAACAGGCGGAAACUUAGUUCUGGCCUUCUUCCCAAACUGGCUAUUUCAGCAGAGGGGGAGCAAGAGGCAGCUGCCCCCUGCCCCGGUGACCCCCACGCAGAGCCGGAGAAGCCAGCCCUUCCUCCCGAGGAGUGUGCCCAGGAGGAAGCCGAGGUCACCACGCCAGCCAGCACCAUCAGCAGCUCCACGCUGUCAGUUGGCAGUUUUUCAGAGCACUUGGAUCAGAUAAAUGGACGCAGCGAGUGUGUGGACAGUGCAGAUAACUCCUCCAAGCCGUCCAGUGACCCUGCUUCCCACGUGGCCCGGCAGCGAUUAGAGAACACCGAGAAAAAGAAAGUCUCGGGCAAAGUCACCAAGUCCCUUUCUGCCAGUGCUCUGUCCCUCAUGAUCCCAGGAGACAUGUUUGCCGUCUCUCCACUGGGAAGUCCAAUGUCUCCCCAUUCCCUGUCCUCGGACCCCUCCUCCUCCCGAGAUUCCUCUCCCAGCCGCGAUUCCUCGGGAGCCUCUGCGAGUCCCCAUCAGCCCAUCGUGAUCCACAGCUCAGGGAAGAACUACGGCUUCACCAUGCGAGCCAUCCGGGUGUACGUGGGAGACAGCGACGUGUACACCGUGCACCACAUUGUUUGGAAUGUGGAAGAAGGAAGUCCAGCAUGCCAGGCAGGACUGAAGGCCGGGGAUCUGAUCACACACAUCAAUGGAGAACCAGUGCAUGGUCUUGUCCACACAGAAGUUAUAGAGCUUCUACUAAAGAGUGGAAAUAAGGUGUCAAUCACUACUACCCCAUUUGAAAACACAUCAAUCAAAACAGGACCAGCCAGAAGAAACAGCUAUAAGAGCCGGAUGGUGAGACGGAGCAAGAAAUCCAAGAAGAAAGAAAGUCUAGAGAGGAGGAGAUCGCUUUUCAAAAAGCUAGCCAAGCAGCCUUCCCCUCUGCUGCACACCAGCCGAAGUUUCUCCUGCUUGAACCGGUCCCUGUCCUCGGGAGAGAGCCUGCCGGGUUCGCCCACGCACAGCCUGUCCCCGCGCUCGCCCACGCCCAGCUACCGCUCCACACCCGACUUCCCGUCCGGCACUAAUUCCUCCCAGAGCAGCUCCCCGAGUUCCAGCGCCCCCAACUCCCCAGCGGGGUCCGGGCACAUUCGGCCCAGCACGCUGCACGGCCUGGCCCCCAAGCUCAGUGGGCAGCGCUACCGCUCCGGACGCCGGAAGUCAGCCGGCAGCAUCCCCCUGUCCCCGCUGGCCCGGACGCCUUCUCCGACUCCGCAGCCCACCUCGCCUCAGCGGUCACCGUCCCCGCUGCUGGGACACUCGCUGGGCAGUGCCAAGAUGACGCAAGCCUUUCCCAGCAAGAUGCACUCCCCUCCCACCAUCGUCAGGCACGUGGUGCGGCCCAAGAGCGCCGAGCCCCCGAGGUCUCCACUGCUCAAGCGGGUGCAGUCCGAGGAGAAGCUGUCGCCUUCCUACGGGAGUGACAAGAAGCACCUGUGCUCCCGCAAACACAGCCUGGAGGUGACGCAGGAGGAGGUGCAGCGGGAGCAGUCCCAGCGGGAGGCGACACUGCAGAGCCUGGAAGAGAGCGUGUGCGACGCGCCGGCCCUCAGCCGUGCGCGGCCCGUGGAGCAGGGCUGCCUGAAACGGCCUGUCUCCCGGAAGCUGGGCCGCCAAGAGUCCGUGGACGACCUGGAUCGGGACAAGCUGAAGGCCAAGGUGGUGGUCAAGAAACCAGAUGGCCUCCCAGAGAAACAAGAAUCCCACCAGAAACCCCCUGGCCUCCGUAGCGAUUUGGAAAACCAUGCUGUUUCCCGGCUGGAAGAGAGAGAGAAGAAAGUCUAUCCCAAGGGUUUAGAAAGAUCCACUCAUUUCGAAAGCAAAGCCAUGGGGCCAGAGGCCCCGGCCCUGGGCAGCCUGCUCAGAGACGCGCUACACAAACAGGCCAGCGUGCGGGCCAGCGAGGGGGUGGCCAUGGACGGGGCACCCAGGGAGCACAGCCAGGACGCAGAGGACUCCAAACGGGCCCUUGCUGCUGGCCCCCUGCAGGACACUCUCUGUCCCUCAGCCGACAGGGCCACCUCCUCUGGGCGGGCUGAGAACACGGAGAAGGGUUCCCAGGCCAAGGAGCUCCUCCGUGGCGAGAAGCUGGACAGCAAACUCACCAAUAUCGAUUACCUCCGGAAGAAAAUGGCCAUCGAAGACAAGGAUGACAGCCUCGGGCCCGCGCUGAAGCCCAAGGUGACAUCUAGCACCCACGAAUGCCUGCCAGGGACCCCCGGCCGACCAGUGAGUGGGCAGCAGGAGACCCCGAUGGCCACCGCCGAGAGCCGGGCGUUCAUCAGCAGCACCCACGCCGCUCCGAUGAGUACCGUCUCCUUUGUUCCGCUCAAGGCCUUAGCCGGCCGAGUGGACAGUGGAGCGGAGAAGCAGGGCUCGGCGGCUCCCGAGUCCCCGGUCAGGAAGAGCCCCUCCGAGUAUAAGCUGGAAGGAAGGUCCGUCUCGUGCCUGAAGCCCAUUGAAGGCACUUUGGACAUUGCUCUCCUGUCUGGACCCCAGGCCUCCAAGACAGAGGCGCUGUCCCCAGAGUCUGUCCAGAGCCCCAGCCCGACUGGUGACGUGGGGCCCUCUGUGCCACCAGGUGUCCCUGGUGGCGGCGAGAGAAAAGGUGAAACUGCAGGUCCCAGGGAGCCGUCCCCUGCCAGCGUAAAGGUGAGUAAGGCCUACCUGCUGGAGCCUCGGUUCCUGCCGCCCAGCUGGAGCCUCCAGACCUCACCUGGAACCCCGCUGCCCGAGCCAGACCUAAAGCGGGACAGGAAGGUUUCCCGCCUGGCUGGCAGGAGCCCCGCGACAGUCACAGAAGGGGAUACUCAGCAGCGAGACGGUCGCCCCACCCCCACCGACACCAAGCUGUUCCCGUGCCCUGCGCAGAGCCUGCAAGGCACCAACCCAGCCAGGCCGCCGGGGCCGCCUCUUCCCGAAGGGGUCCCCUCCAGGGAGAAGCCGGGCCCGAGGGAACCAGCUGAAAGGGGUCCUUCCACAGCCAGAAGCGAGCGGCCCGCCUCCAGGGCUGAGGCACCCAGGCACCCCUCUGGGGAGCUGUGUCCCCCAGCUGCUAAAUCCAGCGACAACUCCCCCAGUCAACCCUCUGCGGCACGGACCUGCCCGGAUUUGCACGUGCAGAGCCCGGCCCUGGAGAAGGCGUCGCUGCGGCCUUGCAGGAAAACAAACCCCAGGGAUGGCCAGGAUGAGGACAGGCUGCUGCCCAGGGAGGAAGCUUCCUCCUACUUAGCUGGGACUUCUUGCAACAAGGAGCCGGGCAAGGUCAGAGGCUGCCUGGAGCCCAAGGCUGAGGCCGCCCCUGCCAGGCACUGUCUACAGACGCCUGCAAGUGACAAUGACAAGAAAGAAAAGCUCGCCGGUGUCCUGUGUUUGCAGAAGGACAGCCCCAAGGAGCCCGAACGGAAGGAGCAGCCUCCGCCAAGGCCUCUCAACAGCAGCCCUCAGCCCCCACUGCCCACCAAAGACACGGCCCUCCUGACCACAGGACAGCCCGGCAGCUCCCCAAGCCACACCUCGGGUAGAGAGCUGGGGACCAAGCCCGCCGCUGCAGAACCCAGGCCAGGCCUCCAAGACCCUCCCAAGCCUGCCUCAGUGCACAACGAGAGCAGUGGUCACAAGCCCCGGCCUGGCCCUGAGCCCAGCCCUGCAAAGUCACAGCACCCAGACAGGUCCCUGCCCUCCGUGAAACUUAGCGUCAUCGGGACUGCCCAGGGCAAAGAGCCUGCCUCUCGGGCCCUCACCAGCUCUGGCAAGGAAGGCAAGGCUGCGCCGGAUGCGGGCACCGCCAUCCCGGGCGCCCAGCACAGAGCCUGCACUGUGGUUGUGCAGGGAGCAGGUGGGCCCUCCAGCUCCCUGCAGACCGAGGGGGGCCAGCCAGACACCAGGCUGCAACCCCAGAGUGGAGGGCGGCCCCCGGAGGCACUGGAGAGGCCUGCUCAGUGCCCCAAGCAAGGACACCUGGGCCUCCACCAGCCAGCAGACCCGAAGCUGCCCGCUGCCAGUGACAAGCCAGGCCUGUGUCCGAAGCAGCCCAAAGCAGCCACUGUGAAAGACUGCCUGGCUCCCUGCAGGCAGACAGAAAAAAGCUCCAGCCCGCCAGCCCCCGAAGCGAAGAAAGUCCCAGAAGCACUUUAUGCGCCUGCAGACAGCAGCAAGCCCGAGACAAGCCUGUCCCCUGUCCGCACCGAGAGGCCCACUGCAGGGGCAGGCAAGGGCGGCCCAGAAGCGAGGGGAAAAGGCAACACUGCCCCGAAGGCCCAGGCUGAGGCCGCCAAGCCUGGUGGCAUCAAGCGGUCGCCCUCGGCCUCUGGCCACAGCGCUCUGCGCUCCUCUGCCCUGCCAGAGAAGCCGCUGAGCUCCUCCUGCAGCUUCCCGGAGGCCAGGCCCACCAGCAGCGACCCUGCUCCCGCCAAGGCCAGCACGGGCACCAGCACCUUGGAGCUCGCCAUCCCCAGCCACAGGGACCAGCGCAGGGCCCCAGCCGGUGGGGACGGCAGAACCCACAUGACCAAGAGCGACUCCCUGCCCUCCUUCCGCGUCUCCUCCAUGCCCUCGGAGCCGCAUCACCCGGAGCCCAGCGUGUCGGACAGAGCCAGCCCCCGGGACCGGGACCGCGACCGGGACCGCGCGCCCUCGGUCACCGCUGCGGCUGGGGAGACCAGGGCCAGCGAGCCUGCGCCCGCCAGGAAGCAGAACGCAGGCAGAGAGGCUGCCAAGCCGGUCCCGGCCGCCAGCAGCGACCGCCCCAUCGCCCUUUCCUGCGAGAAGGACUUUGUGGUGCGGCAGAGGCGGGGGAAAGAGAGUUUGCGCAGCAGCCCACACAAAAAGGCCGCCUAAGGGGCCGGGGGCGCUUUGCCUGCCUUCCCAAAGCAGCGCUGGAUGGGGGGGUUGGGAGGGGCGGCAGGGGACCGCUUUCCAGAUGCCUUCCCGAUUGGAACCGAGAAAACUGCUACCGGAGAGUGUGCAGAAGACAGCUUUGCACGAGUUGUGGAGGAGAAAGAGCCCUGUAAAUAUCUAGCCACGUGUCUGGUUUGGGGUGUAGAGUGUAUACCUUGCUGCUGAUGGCGUCGUCGACGACAGCCCUCCCCGCCCCCUUCUUUUUAAAUGAGAUCUUGGCUUUAGCAUUUAUCAUGAUAGAAUGAAGAUGGUCAGAACCGGGUGUAUGUAAUAAAGGGAUACAUCCAUAUUCGUGUAUAUACACAUCCGUUGAAGAGGGUAUUUCAAGGCUCCAUUUUUCUAAGCUCAAACAUUAACUAGAGGUAAAGGUGGAAGGCCUGAAACAGAGUAGAUUGUGAGUUUUUACGUGGAUGUUGAACCGGAGUUUCUGAUAGCACUGUAUCUGGCUACCUAUCUUUCCAGGGCCAAAGCAGGAGCCACUCUGAGCACUGGUCUGGAGUCCUCCAGGGACAAAUGGAGCGCUAAGCAAUUGGCAGCCGUCUUGACGGACACUUGGACCGUGGGCCAAGUUGUCCUUGUCUGCAGCUGUGUGUCUGGUCUCCCCCUGAGGCAGGGCAGGGACUAAUCCAACCCGUGUCAACUUCAUUUCUGUUGUCUUUCUCUCGCUUCAAGUUCUUAAACUCAGGCCUUCACGCUGUGAGCGACUAGCGCAAGAAGCACACAUUUCAUAGCGGCCCCUCCCGCCAGCCCUGCCGUUGAGUACACAGGAAGGUGACCAGCCGCACACAGCUGCUAGUGCUUAGGUGGAGUAAUAGCAUUGGGCAUUGGAAGAGGUUUUAAAUUGGCUUUUUUUUUUUUUUUUUGCAGAAAGAAUGGGGGGCGGAUUUUUGGCAUCACAGCAUAUAUAUUAAGGAAUAAUCAGGACAUCGGAUACAUUUUAGUACAUAGCUGGGGCCUUAUGUUGUAGAUGAAGCUUGCUGUUUUUAGCAAGUUCCUGGGUUUCACAUUCUUUUCUGAUGCAUCGAGUAGCUCCAUACAUUUCAUAACAUGAUCUCUUUAUUUGUAUGCAAAAAACCACUGUAAUAAAGAGCAACAUUUUUGUAACAAAGAGACUUGUUGGAGCUACUUGGUGCUUGAAUGUGACCAUCCUUUUUACUUUUGCUAAGCCUUAUUUAAAUUUUAUAUACCGUAAAAUAUGUAGAAUUUGUCAAAUCAUUUUAGCUGAGGGGUUUUGAUUUUUUUUUUUUUGGCAGUUUUUUGGUGGCUUGUUUUGUGCUGUCAGAUAACGCUUACUGACAUAAGUACCAAGGCACUACGAGAAAACACAGAUAAGUUUAAGAUGCUUGGGAUCCACCCCUGGAUUUUAUUUUGUUUUAUAAGAAAAAAAAAUGACCAGUAAAUAACAAAUGCAGCACCCAAAGUCCCUCAAGGAUGUCUUAGUAUCUUUUUGCUGUAAACUUGUUUAUCCAAGCACAGCGUCGUCUUACAGCCUGUGGAUUAUAAAUCAUCGAGCAGAGCUGUAAACGCCGUUCCAAAGACAAAGGCAUAACUCAGUUGUCCUUUGUUGUAAAAUGAGUUGGUGACGGCAAAAAAAAAAAAAAAAAAAGAACAAAGUGUCCUCUUCUUUGCCUCCGAUUUUUUUUUUUCAUGUGGUUUUAACCAUUCCCCAUCACUACCAUGUGAAAGUGUAGAAGAAACAACUGUUUUACCAGAACCUCAAUGACUUUCAGAAAUGGUCUCAACAUUUAUAAUACGUAUCUGUGUUUGGCGGUCAUUAGAAUCCAAUUCUCCUACACUCAGACACUGAGACAGGUCUGUGGGGGAGGUAGGUCAUGGUUUACAGCCUUUGCUUUUUUUUAAGUGUCCAGUUUCCUUUAAAGCACAACUAGCUGCUUGUUUACAAAUGAUAUUUUUAUGUAUAUUUUGUAUAGUGUAUUAUCAUUUCUGCCAAAUAUGUUUUUGCAUUUUUUGGAUGAGUCAAGAGUACCUAAGAUUGCAUUCAUGUAAUACUUGUUUGUUGUUGUAAACCUCUCCAAUCAGCUGGUAGAAAUUCUCCCGUGUUCUGUUUGGUCAGUCUCCGUGUGAUUGUAAGAUGUGCUCCUCUGUAGUACUCCAGCUGUAGAUUUACCAGCUUAAAAGUUUGUUAGGAUCUGUGCAAUAAAGUGUUUGCAGUCUUAUUUUCUCUAAGAAAUUCCCUAUGGAUGUCAUCAUUGUUGUACAUUGAAUAAAUAUUUAUACUUA